Cornus florida is the source of this 2000-nucleotide messenger RNA. Its product is annotated as aspartyl protease family protein 2-like. Lineage: Eukaryota; Viridiplantae; Streptophyta; Magnoliopsida; Cornales; Cornaceae. The record is from RefSeq and is a predicted model, not a curated record. Gene Ontology annotation, molecular function: aspartic-type endopeptidase activity. Gene Ontology annotation, biological process: proteolysis. Bases 360 to 1775 code for a protein of 471 amino acids. The transcript has a single exon.
UUUUAAAUGAAAUACCAUAAUUUGACCUUUUGUUUUUUUCUCUUCCCAUAACUCUCCUUUCAAACAUACACUUACAAAUUAGUACAUAUAUGUUUACAUACACAGUCCACAAAAAAAAAAUAUUUGUGUAGCAAUGGUACAUACAUACAGCAUUAAGCAGAUUACAUCGAUUAAUAUUUGAUUAUCAUGAAGUUCAUCCCCAUGUAAAGAAUGUGAGUACUGUGCCAAUCCAUUUGUCUUCACCCUGUAAAUUCAAGGGCCUUUUCGUCAUUUCAUCUGUCCCAAAAAACCACAACAGCUGCUGUCUGUCUGUGCAUUUAUCUAUUUUUCCAAAGCUCUGCACGCACACACUCUCUACAAUGGAAGGAAAAGCAAGAGUCAUUCUCUUUGCCUUCGUCUUCCUUUGUAUCACUGCCUGUUCCGCCAAAUCUCAUGAAUACCAAAACCUAGUUCUACGCUCUCUCCCACAACCACAUUCACUCUCAUGGAGCGAAGAAGAAUCCGAAAUCUUAACCAUGGACUCAGAAACGACACUCACCGUACAGUUGCAGUUGCACCACCGAGACACUUUGUCCUUCAAUGCCACCCCAGAGGCUCUCUUCAACACCAGACUCCACAGAGACACCGUUAGAGUCCAAACGCUGACGUCCAUCGCCGCCGUUAGCAAAAACAACAAUAGCAGCCACGGCAAGGACUUCAGCAGUCCAGUCAUUUCGGGACUCGCGCAGGGUAGCGGCGAGUACUUCACGCGCUUGGGCAUCGGCACGCCUCCCAAUUACGCCUACAUGGUGCUCGACACCGGAAGCGACGUCGUCUGGAUCCAGUGCUCCCCCUGCCGGAAUUGCUACUCCCAGACCGACCCAGUCUUCGAUCCCACCAAAUCCACGUCGUUCGUCGCCCUCACCUGUGGGUCCCUCUUGUGUCGCCGCCUUGAUUCACCGGGCUGUAAUCAACGCCGUAACACCUGCCUUUACCAGGUCUCCUACGGUGACGGAUCUUUCACCUUCGGCGAAUUCUCCACCGAAACACUGACUUCUCGUCGGACGACGGUGCACGAUGUCGCAUUCGGCUGUGGCCACGACAACCAAGGCUUGUUCGUCGGCGCCGCCGGUCUUUUGGGCCUCGGCAGAGGCAAGCUGUCGUUCCCGAGUCAGACCGGUGACCGGUUCGGCCGGAAGUUCUCAUACUGUUUGGCGGACCGCUUGGCUUCGUCUACACCGUCCUCAGUCGUGUUCGGUGACUCGGCCGUUCCGGGAACUGCUGUGUUCACUCCUCUACUCACAAACCCUAAAAUCGGCACUUUCUACUACCUUGGACUCACUGGUAUCAGUGUCGGAGGUGUCCGAGUCCGGGGCAUUACGGCGUCGCUUUUUGAGCUUGACUCGUCUGGUAAUGGCGGUGUCAUAAUUGACUCGGGGACAUCCGUGACGCGGUUGACCCGACCUGCUUAUGCUGCGCUCCGCGACGCUUUCCGGUCAGGUGCAUCCAGAUUGAAGCGGGCCCCAGAUUUCUCCUUGUUUGACACGUGCUUUGAUUUGACUGGGAAGACGGAGGUGAAGGUGCCGACGGUGGUGAUGCAUUUCGUCGGAGCUGACGUGUCAUUGCCGGCGUCCAAUUAUUUAAUUCCGGUGGCUGUGAAGGGUACUUACUGCUUUGCAUUUGCGGGGACGACGGGCGGGUUGUCAAUAAUCGGGAAUAUCCAGCAACAGGGAUUCCGGGUCCUGUAUGAUUUGGCUGGUUCGCGGAUCGGGUUCGUUCCGCGUGGUUGCACGUGAUUGGGAGAGGUAGUGUUUGGCUGAGGGGAAAGCUUUUCCCUGCUUUUUGAAAUCUUGCUUUAAAUUUCGGUGAACAGGAGGAGAAACUCGAAAAAGAGGAUCUUGUGUUGUGUUGUUGUAUGCUGAAUUAUAUGCUCCAAUGCAGGGUAAGUUGGUCAAUACACAUUUUUCUUCAACCUUUUGUUGGUGGUUGGUAAUUCGUUUUAAUGGAGUAAAUUUAUGCGA